Molecule: messenger RNA, 4197 nt
Organism: Spirometra erinaceieuropaei
Lineage: Eukaryota; Metazoa; Platyhelminthes; Cestoda; Diphyllobothriidea; Diphyllobothriidae
Source: the annotation of a GenBank genome assembly
AUGGGCAUUUGGAAUGCAAACACAAAUACUGGAAAUGUUAUCGGCUCUCUCCUUGCUGGUCUAUUUGUAAAUUGGCAGUGGGGAGCAUCUUUCAUCGUGCCAGGCGUUGUCCUUCUUCUUUCGUCCUACUUUGUGCUCAUUUUCCUUGUCGAUCAACCUUACGCGCACUUGCAACUCUCUUCCUACUCUUCGGAUACCACCCCAUCGGCAAGCCUCUUGGCCAAGGAAAAGCAGACACCGAGCUACUACACAGAUGUCAGGGUCAGUUUACAUCAUCGGCUUGCGGGCAUCUAUUUUCCCAGACUACAUUUUUCCCUGUUUUAACUACACUCACAUCAUUUGUCACUUUGUAUUUAUGCCGCGUGUACAGUUAACUGUGGCACUCGUUUUUAAUCACGACCUGUUCUUGGAUUUGCCUGUAUGUUUACAUUCUCUCUCUGUCGCUUGUCGCAUGACAAACGACAUUAUCCCCAAAUAGCUGUUUGGCUUCGAUUGGUGAGACCAGGCCCAAAACCCUGUCCCUACCAAUGCCGACUUUAUUGGACAUGUGCAAAUAUUUUUGCCUGAGCGAAGUCAUACAAGUCAGAUAAAUGGACUAGCAGUGGACUCAGCGUAGCGCUACACGUCAUUCUUACUGUACGCUCGCCCGUCCGUUCGUAACUUCCACUUAUCUUUCCAUCGCUUACCUUCCUCCAUUCCAAACAAGGUUUCCACUUGGUGAACCUUUCCCUUCAGAGUACGCUGACUGCUAUCGAGUUGUCGUCUGUGCACAUACAACAAGCUUGAGUAUUUUCGGGCGUGCUUGAAAGGUUUAUUUGCUUUAGCGAAGCAAUCAAGACCCUCCAUACUCUCCACCAUUGAAAGUGCCGUAAAUUCCUGCAGUACUUGUGAGUCUCGAAAUAUUUUUAUACUUCUAGAAGCUCUACCUAAUUUUGGUAAUAAAAAAGGUGUUCCCCCAAUACAUAUCCCGCCAACGCACCCGUUCUUUCUCCUUUUUCUCCCCUCUCUUCUAGUAGACCCUCAUCACGUGAUACAUAAAGUUCGUGAACUUUAGUCAAUGGGCAAAUUUUCUCCAUUUUCAAGGUUUUGCGUUUAUUUUAGACCCUAUCUGAGGUUCAUGAUGUGAAGGAACGGCCAAUCUCGUUUACCUCCGCACUCUGCCUACCGGUUUGUCCCUUCCAUUUUCACUACUUGUUAUAUGUUAUUAUGGACUGACUGACUUCUUGAACUAAACAUCAGUCCAGCUCACUGGUUUGGCGCCUGAACCACGGGCUCACCUGGGUCAGGCGGAGAUUUUUCCCUUUUGUCUGAAUCAUUUCACUGGCUGUUGGAUGUGGUCUGUAUAGCGCCCAACUUCGCUUUCCUUCAUACCGGGUUUGCAUGGACUUGACGCUAGUUUAACGGACUGUUAUAUUCCUUAUAACUACAUCGAUUGCAUAAGUCUGGCGAAACAUCUAGACCCGCGACCACGUUCUGCAUGUGAACUCAUAUAUGCGCUCAUCUGCCUAGUUUUCAGUUGUGGGGCAGUUACAAAAAAUAUUAGGGUUCUCUAUUUGUAUUCUGUCCUCUUCCUUUAUCGGCACGACCCACGGCACAUUUAUUUAGCCGGCGGCACUGUUUAUUUUGGAUAUUUCAAAUUCUGGAUUCCCCACUCAGUGCGCCUAGUCCUGUCAUACCAGCUGGUAACACAAACCUACCUGCUUCUGCCUUUCAGAACGUUUUGGCAUACGCCUUCACCCUCUUCUUCUCGAAACUUGUCUCCUACACCUUUCUGUAUUGGUUACCCAACUUUCUGGCCAGCAUCAGUGUCGAGAAGGUCUCCGCCGAACAGGCAGCCGUACUCUCGACUAUCUUUGACAUUGGUGGCAUUGUGGGCGGCGUGCUGGCGGGUUUUCUCAGCGACAAUGUCUCUGUGAGUAAAAUACAUUUGUAACUUCCUUUUUUAUAUCACACCUGAGUAAACUGGGAAAUAAACAAAAGGCCAGUGUUCAUUUCAUCCUCCGCAAGACGCUUUGCAUAAUAUACUUUUGAUUAUUUGUGCCGUCGCAACUGAACGCUCUCAGGGAGUUCGGAUGGGUUAAUUGCCGUCAGCCUCUCUGAUGCGCACGUUACUUUUGUUGCCAAUGUCCCCCCUCCCAAGCCAUAUUAUGAGACGUUGUUAUAACUUUGGUUAAGCACUAACUUAUUCCUCCAGCGCAGCUUAUUCAACAAGAGCAAGGAGGGAGAAAGAUUACACAAGGCUAGUCUGGGGUGCAAGCCUGGCUGUCCUGUCUGUCGACGUAGAAAUGAAUUUGUCAGGAAGUGCGCCGGCAUUUUGGCAGCUGAAGAGGGUUUAGACAAGACCAACCUAAAUGGAUUCUUGCUAUGAUUCUAAACAAAACUUCGAAACGGUACAUUUCUUUAGAGGGUCUUUUCUGUAGUACUCUCGACACGCUUUGGUGGUGGGCGGCCCUCUCGUAUACUCACCAUUAUACGUGUCUGACUACAAUAAAUCUCAAAUCUACCACCAUACGCCAAUCAAACUGAAAACGAUGGAGCAAAUACAGCUUUCACUUAAGGUCUGCAAGCCUAUUGAGCUGUUUUUACCGUCUCGAUCAGGUUUCCUUGCGACAGCCACUCUCAAUGCUACGGGAAGAAAUGAUAUAAAUCCCUCUGUCUUGGCGUCCACUGUAAAAUUCUGCUCCGGAAGAUUUCUAGUUUAUCCACUCCAGAAAGAUGUUCACGUAAGUUUGUUUACCCGCAUUACUGAAGGAAUCGUCCACGUCGUUGCUUUCAAAUGUAGAAUGAUCAUUGAAAACUCUGCAGUUUUCUCAUAAACUCCGCCCAGAGCUUGACUGUGAGAUGACUUCAGCGCUAUUUGGUUCGCAUUCUGUUUGCUUGGUCAUCAAACUGGGAUUUUAAUUUUACUACUGAUUUUGAUAGCAACUCGUUCAGCAUGCCGAUGGUUAUUGCUAUUUCCUGCCAAGGGUCAUGAAUAAACUCGCAUAGGUGAUCUAUCACUUCACUAGCAGAUACACCGAGUAACCAUUGUGAAACAUCUAGGUGGGAUAUGAUCACCCUGUUAGGGUUUAAGUGCGCCAUGCUGUCAGUGAAAUCGAUUACACCAUGACAAGUGUGCGGUAAUAAGUGCGACUGAGUUUAUUUCCCUUUACCUCCGAACUGUUACUGGGUCACGCGGGACAGAGGGUUCUUUGCCUUGCCUCGAAAAGCGAUCUCGGGCUUUUAUGAAAUCGUGCAAGUGAAGGUGUCACUGCUGUGAAUGUCGGACCUUUGAACUUCCUCACUGUCAUGAAAUCGCCUGCAUUCAGCCUUCCUAUGUAGCCGCCCGCACCUGAUAGGGUCGAGUUUGUUUUUAACAUAUAGUCCCUUCGGUCCGCGAACGCCGUUUUUCUAAACUUAUCCGCCCAUUAGCCGUGCCUUGUUUAGAGCCGUCUUUAAUUAUCUGUAGCAACAGCUUGCCAGCCUCGUUGGCCCUGUCUGUGGACGCAUUUUGUGGAGGCAACUUUUGACCAGAAUUUUAAUUCCACUGACUUUUUAAUGUUGGUUGACCUACUCCUUGCGGGCACAAAGAUUUAUACUCAAGAACCAUUGUCUCGAUUUGCGUUUGAGCAGACUUAACCGGCAAUUAACUCUGUCUGUGCCAAGCUGAGUCUCUUGGCCGGUCUCCUUGUGACCUCGUGCACCCAGUCGAAAACCAAGACCGCGUCCUUAUACGGUCACAGACGGCCAGCGAAAACUUGUCAUCGCGUUAGUUCUAGGGCCUUCACUCAUUUCUUCUCUUCAGCGCCCCGGUAGACACUUUCUGCAUUCAGUGGGCCAGCGUAAGCCUUUUGCCGUAAUACUGGCGCAAUUUCUCUGUGAAGGCCUAAAAUACUGGCUAGGACCUCAGUCUCACUUGGCGGUUUUGACCGCCAUCUCAUGCAGCAAAUUAAUCUACAUGCGCCCACUGCGUGCUUUCAGCACUGUUGUAUUUUCGGGCUGUGUUGGCUGCUUGAAACCUCGCAGUUACAAUUUGAUUUGACUGUCUAGUUGCUAAACUAUCUGUGGCCUAAGCAUACGUAUGUGCAGUCUUGCUUCUCAAGACAAAAUCAAUGCUGUUCUGUUGAAUGAUGGAUGUCUUCAGUGGGCCUUGCUAGAAGACGCUAAAAGAAUUGUUUUUUUUUUCUAUUGAAAUUCUAGAAUCGUACUUCGGAAUAG